UGUCCAGAAGCAAUGUACAUUUCUCGUGCCACCAAGUUUCGACCCAAACCACCAGCGUCAUCAACGACACGCAAAUGCCUGGAAGAGUCGAAGAAAUUGGCGGCUGAAUUCUGCGACAACACCUCAAUCCAUGGAGUGAAAUAUUUCGUGGGCUCGAAUCGAGCCUUGAUAGAAAAAGUUUGGUGGAUUGCUGUUUUUCUUCUGUCGCUGUACGGCUGUGGAAGACUUAUUCAAACGGUUUACAUCAAAUGGGACCGCGAGCCGGUGAUUGUGACGUUCGCGCAGAAACCAACGCCGGUGUUCCAGAUUCCAUUCCCAGCGGUGACAAUCUGUCCGGAAACCAAAGUGAAGGCGUCCAAUUUGAAUUUCACUAAAACGUAUUACUACAGCAGAUAUCCAUUGCUUCGCAAGCAGCUCACAGAUGAUCAAAUUAACAAGUUGCUAGCAAUGCUCCAAGUGUGUGAAUUUGCCUUCAGUGAUCAGUUCGAAAAUCAAACGUACGACGACGAUUGCGUCUAUUUGCUAAAAGAAAUGGCAAUUCCGCAGGACGAAAUAUUUGUGAUUUGCAGUUGGCGUACUUCGUACGAAAAUUGCACGACCAAGUUCCGGUUAACACUGACUGAUGUGGGAUUUUGUUACACUUUUAACUCGAUUGCUGGAGAUGAUCUUAUGCGACAAGACCAGCUGCACGAUGAUUUCGAAUACAUAGCGGAAACAAGUUCGUCCAAUUGGACGCUUCAUGAGGGCUACGCAGCUGGGACCGACAUCGAUACGUAUCCGAGACGAGUGCUGGGGGCAGGAAUUAAAGCUGGAGUGUCCGCCCUCAUUAAAGCCAACGAGAGUGACUUGGAUUAUUUGUGCGGGAACUCUUUCCAAGGGUUCAAAGUACUACUACACAUGCCCAACGAGUACCCUCAGCUUUUGAAUCAGCACUUUCGUGUCCCGCUGAAUCAGGAAGUAGCCGUUUCCGUGACACCACGGAUGAUCAUCACGUCGGAAAAUAUUCAAUCGUAUAAACCUCAUCGUCGACAGUGCUUCUUCAACGACGAACGCUAUUUGAAGUUCUUCAAGGACUACACUCAGAGCAACUGCGAACUGGAAUGCUUGGCCAACUUCACCCUGCGCCGAUGUGGUUGUGUGAAAUUUUCUAUGCCACGGUCCCCCAAUGUGCGGAUUUGUGGAGUCAGUAUGGAAAAAUGCUAUGAUUUGGCAACGGUCGAGCUGUUGGAAAUGGAGGUGAAGUACCGGGAGAAUCCACGAUUGAAGAAUUUGGACGACUGCAAUUGUCUACCGUCGUGCACCUCUGUGCAGUACAAUACGGAAAUAUCGCAGGCAUCGUUCGAGUGGAAGCGACUCUUACCCGUGGUGAAAACUUUUGGGGAUUCGUUAAAGGGCGUUCAGGUAUCCUAUUUGAUUGUUUUCUUCAAGGAUGCUCAGUUUAUUCCAGUAAAGAGAAGUGAACUGUUUGGCUUGACGGAUUUCCUCGCUAACUGCGGUGGCUUGCUGGGGCUGUUCAUGGGAGUCAGCAUCCUGAGUUUGGUGGAGAUAUUUUACUACUGCUUCAUCAAACCUAUGGUCAUGUGGUGCAAAGCGAGCAAGCCAGAACCAAUAAAGCAGGUGCAAGUGAAAACGGUUAGCGGCGUAUCGGAGCCCAUCAGUAUCUGGAGAUAUGAAGGCAAGAUGUAAAAGAAGCGUUGUCCGACGGAAUAGAAAAAUACAAUUGUUAUAACU
Messenger RNA from Armigeres subalbatus, 1731 nucleotides. RefSeq names its product pickpocket protein 28-like. Gene Ontology annotation, cellular component: plasma membrane. The coding region runs from base 13 to 1686 and encodes 557 amino acids. Gene Ontology annotation, molecular function: ligand-gated sodium channel activity. Gene Ontology annotation, biological process: sodium ion transmembrane transport. Lineage: Eukaryota; Metazoa; Arthropoda; Insecta; Diptera; Culicidae. The record is from RefSeq and is a predicted model, not a curated record. The transcript is spliced from 4 exons.